Molecule: messenger RNA, 4020 nt
Organism: Ceratitis capitata (Mediterranean fruit fly)
Lineage: Eukaryota; Metazoa; Arthropoda; Insecta; Diptera; Tephritidae
Product: transcription factor hamlet
Exons: 8
Coding region: 59-3763 (1234 amino acids)
Cellular component (GO): nucleus
Molecular function (GO): DNA-binding transcription factor activity, RNA polymerase II-specific; RNA polymerase II cis-regulatory region sequence-specific DNA binding
Source: RefSeq, a predicted model, not a curated record
AAAAAAAGUUUCAAAACAAUAAUUAAAAACUAAACAUUUGGGAUUGAUCGGCUUUAAUAUGAUUUUCGAUCGCUAUGCAAUAUCAGGCAAUAGCGGUGACGAAUACGAAGCGGCAGCCGUGCGACACCUCAACUUUGCACCAUUCGCCGCCACGCACAACAACAACCAAUUUAAACACCACCAACACCAGCAACACCAUCACCAGCCGCCACAUCAGCAUCAGCUGCAACACCUGCCAACAGUGCCACUAACAGUGGCAGCGGCGGCGGCGGCGGCGGCGGCGUCACAAUCGUCCACAUUGGAUUACGAGCGAGCGUGCGGCGAACAUAAGCGAGAAAGUAUUGAACACAAUACCGUUAACGCCAACGUCAACACCGCCUUAGCGAAUGGUCAUAGCAGUGCACAUUUUGAUUUGGAAUUAACGCCGCUGUAUGGUGCGCCUUUUACAACGGCGUUCAGUAAUCAUCAUCAGCAACAACAACAGCAACAACUACAACUACAACACCUGCCAACACCACAUACAAUAGCCAGCGCAGCAGCAACAUCGCCAACAAAAACAACAAUACCCGCGACAGCGUCCACUACAGCGCAUCAAAUGGACACGCCAUUCUUCUUCACGCAGCUGGCGCGUUUGCAAGGACGUGACAAUCCCAUGAAUGGGUUGGAUAUACGAGAACGGGGCGUGUAUGCGAAAGUGCGGUUGUGUCGUGGAACGCGUUAUGGGCCGUUUGCGGUGAAGCUCUGCAGUGAACCGACCGCGCCCAGUCUGGCUAGGGAGGUCAUUGCAGGUCCACAUUUUCGCGGCUGGCUGGAACCCUCACAUGAUGUAUCGACGUGGCUGCGAAAAAUACGUGCUGUCGAUAAUGACGGAGAGGCUAAUCUGAAGAACUUCCUUGUGGCGGGAUAUCUUUGGUAUGAAACAAAUCGUGAUAUAAAUGCUGGCGAAGAAAUCACAAUCGAUGGACGGCCGCGGACACCCAUUCACAUAAAUGAUGGUUUCGUCAACGGCGCGGACGCGGGAGGAGCAUUAGGUGCGACGAGUGGCUCAGUACAUGGUGAUGAUAAAAGCGAACGUGAUAAUGGAUCUCUCUACAGUGGCGGCAAUACCAACGGCGACGACGAAUACAAGCGAGAUCGUUCGUUUAGCGAGCAAACGGAUGGCAUUGAAUUGACCGACGACGAAAACGGUUUUGAUAUACGUUGUGAAGUUUGUGAUAAAACAUUUCAGGAUUUAGAAGUUUUGGAUCAUCAUUUGGUCGCGAAACAUUCAUUUCGAAAAGACGACUUUGCUUGUGAGUUGUGUAGUAAACCAUUUUGUCAUCGUCCUUUGCUGCUGAAGCAUCGCGCCUUAGCACACAACGAAAUACGAAAGUAUCCCUGCGAGAAUUGUCCAAAGGUAUUUUGUGAUCCAUCGAAUUUACAGCGGCAUAUUCGUGCCAACCACAUCGGUGCCAGAAGUCACGCGUGUCCGGAGUGCGGAAAAACAUUUGCCACAUCGUCUGGCCUCAAACAGCAUACGCACAUCCACUCGUCGGUGAAGCCAUUCCAGUGUGAGGUGUGUUACAAGGCGUAUACGCAAUUUUCGAAUUUAUGCCGUCACAAGCGCAUGCACGCCGAUUGUCGCAUGCAAAUCAGAUGUCCUAAGUGCGGCCAAAGCUUCAGCACGGGCACAUCUUUAACCAAACACAAACGUUUCUGUGACUCAACGAGCGUACCGCUGCCCACGCAGGCCGUUUCCGUCGCAACCGGAGCCGCAACUGGUGUCACUCUGCCACCACAUUUGCCAACGCACCAACAACAAGCCAUGCAGUCACACGUCGCUGCACUACAAUCGAUGAACGCUGCCGUAGCUGCUGCCGCGGGCAAUGGCAAAGGCACAGGCACUGGUAUACCUGGUACCGGUAUGCCUCCCGGCACACAUCCUUUCCUGUUAUUUCCGUCGCAGCCGUUCUUCUCGAACUUUCCUUACAGUUUUCCAAGUAUAUUUCCACCAAAUCCGGCGCAGGCGGCCAACUUUCCGUUCCUGUUUCCGAAGGCCAAUAUGGAUAUGCGCAUGCAGACGACCGGUAGCCACAACGGGUUGAGCGGUUUAACGUCGCCAAAAGCCAUACGUCAACAUCUGAAUUUCGCCUUUGGCGAGAAUAUGCGUUCGGGUGAUGCCUCACCGCCGUCCAGCGAACACAGUCAAAAGCAAUCGAAUAAUGCCACGCAAAGCCAAGCUACUGACGUUGACGAGAAUGCGGCCUUGGCUUGUAAUUCACCGAAUUUUAAUAAAAAUAACAACAAACAAAUGAACUUUACGCCACAUAAUCAGAGCGAUGACGAGACCAGCUCCUCAGCGGAAUUAAAGAUAUCAACAAAUGAAGAUAUGUUUAUGCUGAAGUCACAGGAGGAGGAGGAGGAGGAGGUUGAGGAAGAGGAAGAGGAAACUAAGUUGUCUGCGUUCGACGUGAGCACGAACAAGCAGACGGAUGACGAUAAGAAAUCCAUUGAUGUUAUUAGUACACCACCGCCUGCGGACGCGUCGGACGAAGAAAAUAGCAAACCAGCAAAUAGCGCCGCUGAACUACCGCUCGAUUUGAGUAUUAGCCGCAAGCGCGCGCGCACUGCAAGCUGCAGCUCAACAGCGGACACACAGUCUGUGCACAGCGAUGGCUCGCACAACCAAGCAACACAAAGCGAACCAAAGUCUGAUUCGGAGCAACAGCAACAUCAACAGCAACAGCAGGAACCUGAUAUACUAAUACGUGCGCAUCACCCGAAGCUUCUCAAGCGCCCAACACACAAUACACCAACACGUCGCUUCACCAAGCACAAUCGUACACCCUCGAUUACCGCCUCGCCUGGGCCGACACCCUCACCUUCGCCACCAAGCAAAGAACGAGUCAAUUUAAACGCGAACGAUAACAACUCAGCCGCCUCAGCCGAAUUCGAUUGCUUGCAACCGUUAAAUCCACAUCCACUGUUCAUGGACGAGAUUUACCAUCGUUCGCGUACCCUAAGCGAUAUAUUCCCACGUCCGUUUCCUUUUUUAGGGCCAAUGGGCGGACGGCCAGCCUUUAAUAGAGCACCCGAACGCUCUGACAUGCCGUUUCCGCCCGAGCCGAUAUUUCGCAAAUCUCUAAUACCCGCCGGCCUUAUUGGCAGCAUGUUAGCGACGGCCUCGGGUAAAAUCAAAGAUCGCUACACAUGCAAGUACUGUGGCAAAGUGUUUCCACGUUCGGCCAAUUUGACACGCCAUGUGCGUACACACACCGGUGAACAGCCCUACACGUGUAAGUAUUGCGAUCGUGCAUUUAGCAUUUCAUCAAAUCUCCAACGACAUGUGCGUAACAUACACCACAAAGAGCGACCGUUUCGCUGUCAUCUUUGCGAUCGUUCAUUCGGCCAACAAACGAACCUCGACAGACAUCUAAAGAAACAUGAUGCCGACGCAAAUGGUUUGGGCAUCGGCUACGGUGAUUCACCAUCGUCCAAUGAGGCUGAUCGUGAGGACAAUUACCUCGAUGAGAUACGCUCAUUUAUGGGACAGGGUACGUAUAGUGAGGAACAGUAUACGCCGACAAGUAUUGGUGGCGCUGAAAAUACCGAUACAGACUAUGCGGGCAGUGAUGCUGAUGUAGAGCUAUCCGUAUCGCGUUCAUCCUCGGCGGAACCUAUGACAGUGAAUGGAAAUGUCGAAGAAAGUGUGGCGGUGAAGAAGGAGCCAAUGACGACGGUUACGUUGGCGAAGGGCAACGAUACGAUUGAGGUGAGCUCUUAAGCGGUGGCAGAGGAGGCGUUGUGAGAAGUGCGGCGGAAGUGCGUUCGCAUUAGCAGUCUGUAGACUAGAAGCGGGAUUUUUAAGUGAAAAGGUAACUGAAGCUGCGUUCUACUGAAUCUGGGUCUGAGUUGGAGUUGUUUGUUGCGCUUGUGCGUUUGUACGUUUGUACGUUUGUGGGGAAGUUAUCAACAUAAGUCAAUAGUGAUAAAGCUGUGAGCAUGGGCUUGUGGCUAACUAUCGAGCCUUUGUGUGAAAAA